ACAUCCUGCGUCAGUGUAACGCAGCUCCUUCACUUACUCUCGUGUUACUACAAUGAUUAUAAGACGCGUAGCUUUUGUUGUGAUAGUUUAACACGCAGGAUUUCACACGUGGGUAAAACACACGCGUCGUUUUGCACCUGUGGCUUUCACGUGACGUCAGGUAAAAAUGUUCAGGAGCAACUAUCAGGGUGGAGCCGUGGUGGAGGUGUUCAGCGGACAGGGUAAGGACCCCGUGGCCAAAUGGAAACUAAGCGGGGGGUCGUCGGCCAUACGGAAGGAGUAUAAUAAAGAAGUCAAAGGAUUUGUUUACUGUCUGGAGGGAAGCAGCCAGACCGUCAAGAUGCAAAUGCCAGAGAAUGGGAAAACGUCUCUUGGGCUCCUCCAGAGAUUCUUGGUCCUUCAAGUGAAUAUUCCUCAGGGCAAAGAUUUUUCCGUUGAGAUAGUAAUAACUGAUUCAGAGCACAUGAAAGGAAGACUCCACUUAUCUACCGUGCAUAAAGAGUUGACUGCCACUCUUUUGCAUGCAAGGAUACCUUUUGUUGGAUUGAAGCGGGAUAUUUGGUCUACUCUGUGCAUCGACCUUGUGUCAUUCACUGCUGAACUGUUCAAGGGAUUUUUGACACUGGAUGGCAUCACUUUGUUUGCUACCUGUAAAGUCCGCAGAAUCUUCACAAUGAAAACUGGGCCCGCAGGAAUGUCAGAUGAAGUUAUGUUUCUUAGUGGAACUGGUCUCAUGGACUCGAUUCCACGCAGCUGCCAGUUCCCACCAGAUGUAAACCACGUGACCCAGAUGCUGAACAUGAAGAACAUGCAGAAGUCAGAUAUGGGGACUGUUCUUGGAAACUCUGAAUGUGGUUCUGAUCAGACAGGCACUGCGAGAUCAACCAGUCAUCAACCAACCAGGCCCCAGGGUGUUUUACGCACAGCCUCGGGCUCCAGGCCUUCAGCACGGCUGCCUAAAACUGGGAAGAAAAGCAGCGCAGCCCCGGGCGGAAUGAAUAGAAGUGAAGUCUUUAUCUCCAAUACGGCAUCCCCGUCCGGUGGAAUAAACCAAAAGGUUUUUACAGAAGGUCAGAGCAUUGCCAGCCUGAGCGACAACUUAUCACACGGAGAACCUAACCCCACUCUGCACGAGGCACAUUCAGAUGCUGUGCCUGGUUGCCACAGAAAUAAGAGUAGAACCAGGGAGAAGCACACUCCCUCAUCCACUGGGCAAGAGAGCAGACAGCGACCUCUGACCGGAACAGAUAAAACAGAGCACGGAACGGCAGAGUGCGAGUUUAACGUCAGUCCUGCGAAAGAAAGUUUCAGAUCUGCACCCACACCGGCAGAGCCCGUCUCCGGCUGGACCCGGCCAGAUUUGUCUUCUGACCUGCAGGUCGGGAGCAGCCGGGAGAGUAAUGAAGGGUCUGAGCCCCAGCUCACUCUGCAAGAGGAGGUGUUCAUUUUCUCAUCACAGCCUCACUCACCCAAACGGGGGCAAGGCCAGGGUGACCAGGAGAAGGUGGAGGUGGGAGAUGACCAGGAACAGAGCCAGAGUGGGAGGCGGCAUGAGGCCCAGCCUGAAGAUGACUUCAUUGGCAGUGAAAGUGAUGAGGAUAAGAGCAACACCCCGAUGCAGCAGCAACAGACUAGUGAGUCUAAUCCUGCUACUCCCAGAACUCCAGAUCCAACCUUGAAUAUGCAACUAAAAGCCCGUCCUAAAUCGCCUAACAUGGACCACACAUUUCCAGAAGUGCUUCGUCCAGCUACCAGCGAUAUUCAUAUUCAGUCUCCAUCUAAUGGGGGAGCUGAGCCAGCUGCAAUGUCCCCCACACGCCGCCUCUCACCCAGUGUGACAACCAGCCGACAGGAACACAAGUGUGGCCCUCGUGCAUCAGAGGGAGUGAACCAGCUGCAGAAUGGAAACAACAGAGUAACAAUUUCCAGGAGUUUCCUGCAAGAAGUCAAAAUGGAUGACUCCCCACUGGACAAGGAAGAAGACAAGACGAGCCACGAGCCUGUUGAUUCCAGUCAUUACAGGUUUCACCUGUUUGGCAGUCCGAGGAUGCAUGGGGAUGAUGAUGAUGAUGAUGAUGAGGAGCUCCGAAUGUUGGCGAGCCUAAAAAGGGAGCAGGAGGAAGAUGAGUGUAGAGCCUCGGGCCCCAGUGCAUCUCAGAUCCACCAGUGUAAUGUCAGCAUCAGUAUGAGCAGUGACGACGCUUCCACUUGGACCCACAUCACCAUGCCGGCUAAUCAAGGUCACCACUAUCAGAAUGAAAUGAACCCCCCACUACACUCAGACCCCAGGGAGUGGAUGGACGUGCUCAGCCCUCCCAUUAUGCCUCCCAGCCAGCCGAGAAGGUCAGGGAACACAUGGAACAAUUGGGAGAAUCUCGUCGGAGGUGCAGUAACUCCUUUCGCCUUCCAGACUCCCGUGAAGUCCGGGAGAUGGCAAACAAUUCACUGCUUUAACAUUAACCACAGUGGCGAUGAAGAGGAGCUUGAGGACGAGUAUUUGAAUCUGCACUAUGAUUCUUGCCUGAACUGCUACUUUGAUCCAAAGACGGGGAAGUACUACGAGCUCGCUUAAAUAAAAGCUCAAGAGAAUUCUAAUUAAUCAUUCAUGUGACUAUGGAUGAAUGAGUGAAUGAAUUCAGGGUUUUUUAAGGCUUACUAAGCAGAAAUGAACACCCCAUUCACACAAACACCCGUUGGUAUUCUUUUAUUUUUUUUUAUACUUUGGAAACUAACAAGAACUUAGUGUCUAUAAAUAGUCAUGUUAGUGAGUCAAAGAGCGGGACUCAAUUAGCCACAUACAAUCUUUUUUGCAGGAAGUGGAAGUGUCGCUCAUUCACCAGCACGUGACGAUAAAAAGAGGCUUUUUCAAAAGUCUCGGCGAUCAAAUUAAUACGUCGGCCUUCUGAAAGAACUUCCUCUUUUCAUUUAGAAUAUUUCUGACAUCUAAAUUUAGCUCUGGGUAACUUUCAAAAGCAGGGGGUCUUGGUCUUCAUCAUCGUUUCAUAAUUGAAAGUUAAAAAUGUAUUAAUGUGUGUGUUUAUAUCGUUUUAAUUAAAUUUUAAAUUGAAAAGGCGGUGCUUGUGAUUUCUUGCGUUUACCUCGAUUUUAAUUAACUGCAGCAGUUGGACGGAGCUGCACUCGCCUGUAUUUAGUGGCUCAAAAGGCGAAAAGGAUAAAAAAAAAAGAUGAUUGAUUAUUUUCAUGCAUUUGAAAUGUUGAAUAUUCCUCUUUUUUUUCCUACGACUAUUGUGUUGUAAUGAUUGUUUUCACGGAUGGACCUGUAUCUAUGUGUGCUUUUUUUAUUAUUUUGUAAUGGCCUGUAAAUGUAACCAGCAAUAACAACAGACGGAGAGCUCGUGGGACUGGCAGGUCUUUUCAUCAGUCUUGCCAAAACACUGAUCACACCUGAUGAGCCGCUGAGACGAGACCGAUUCAUCAUUUACAGCCUGAGAUGAAAUGAAAGGAAACAAGUGGAACAAAAGAAGAGAAAUAACAACAUUUAUUUAUCUCGUCGUGAUUCACGGUUGUUUUUGUCAAACUUUACCUCAACCAGAUCUGUUACCGACUAUUCAUUAGGCCCAGCAAGUAUAAAUGGCUCAGGUCAGAGAGGGCGAUUUUGCAAAAUUAAAAAUUUAAAAGUGACAGUGUGUGCACGAUUUUAUUUUUCCACUUGUCAAAGACGUCUUUACUAUUUGAGCAAACUAAGUUGAUGAGGCACUGAAUGUGGUUUUCUACAAACUCAAUAUUCACUCCCACGAGGCAUGUAUUCCAAUUACUGUGAAA
Hippoglossus stenolepis (Pacific halibut) is the source of this 3783-nucleotide messenger RNA. RefSeq names its product CFAP20 domain containing (gene cfap20dc). The transcript has 16 exons. The record is from RefSeq and is a predicted model, not a curated record. Bases 167 to 2572 code for a protein of 801 amino acids. Lineage: Eukaryota; Metazoa; Chordata; Actinopteri; Pleuronectiformes; Pleuronectidae.